AAAACCAACACUGAUUCCAGUACUACCAAAGAAAGAUUACUUUUUAUUUUUAUUUCUCAAAAUGUUUAAGAUAACCGCAGUCGUGUCUUUGAUGCUGAUUGGUAGCACGCUAUGGGCGACCAGCUUGUCCUGUGACUCGUGUGGUAGCGAGUGCGCGUCGGCGUGCGGGACCAGGCUUUUCCGCUCCUGUUGCUUCAACUACUUGAGGAAGAAACGUUUGCCGGACAAUGUUAAGCUCUGGACCCCCAAUACACCUAAAAAUCAAAUUAAAUCUGAAAGUGCCGAAGAAGUUCUGAAGCCCAAGCUCCCAUUUUAUAUCGUCGAUGACAUUGCCGAUUCUUGGAAGAAUCCCGUCUCCAAUGAUAUUGGGUCGUACCCUGACGGAGAAAGGUUGCAAAUAGUGUAUGAUGUAUAAAAUAAAUACCUUAGACCUAGUCCAAAAAUUUCUAAGGCUGCAAUAUCGUUAUCAUAAACACAGUAUUUAGUAUAUUCAAUGUGAUGAGUAUAAUCAGUAUCAAUUGUUGAAUAAGAUUGGUGAUAUCAGGUAAUAGCUAUUAUAUACCACAAUAUCGACACUAUGGUUUUUUAUGGUGUGUUUGAUCGAAGAGUAUUUAUUUAUUUAUAAUUUAUUCGCACAAAAUAUGGCACAGAAAGAUGUUAAAAUUAAAUAGUAUCACAUAUUUUACCAAACAAUGGCAUGCAAAUGUAGGUACAUAAAUAUCAAACUCUAAAAUUGUUAAUUUCCAAGAUUACAUUAUGUCAACAAUAAUUCAUUUUAUAAUUUAAUUUCAAAUAAACACAAUUUAAUUUAGUCAUUAGUUAGUCAAAUACAAGUAGCACAUUUAAAACAUUAGUUGUCAUAUUUAACAUUUACUGUUUAAAAAUUCCUGAAUAUUAUAGAAACAUUUGUCUACAAGCAAAUCAAACAGUUUAUUUUUAAAAGGUCCAAGAUUUAGCUCCUUCAUUGUAUGGGGUAGUUUGUUGUAUAACUGUAUGCAGUUCCAGUAGCAGUUUUUAUGAAAAUAUUUUGUACAUAUGUUGGGUAGUAAGACAGUCUAAAGCCCAUAGUAUGUAACUUUUGCGAUCAAUACAUCAUGAAAUACUAGUACAUUUACCAUGGACUUAGACAUCGAAAAACAGUAGCAAAACUAACAGUAGAAACGGUAGCGUGAAACAAGGAAAUAUAGAUUGGUAGUACACGAAAGGCAUUUUCAAUUUGCUGCAAAUGUUUGACCGCAGGCUUCAAAGACUUACAAAGUCGGUAAAAUGAUCAGUACUUUCCAAUGAUAAAUCCAACUCAAGUGCACGCUCCUCUCCAGUCGUCAGCAACUUGCAGUUCACGGAGAAUUUUCAUUUUGAAAGGAUUUUAUUGUUUUUUUUUUUAAGAUGCAACAAAUAGUCACGUACAAAAUAGUAAUUAUAUUAUAUCGAUUUAUACAGAGCUGUAAAUUUUUAUACAUAAUAUACGAGUAUAAUGUAACAAACCGGUGGUCAUGUUCGUAUAAACUUUAGACGUUAGAAUUAAUUACUAUCGAGACAAAUGAUUGAUUUUAUGCAGUGCAUGUUUCUUUUUUGUAAAUAUAUAUAUAUAUUUAUUUCCUUGAUACGUAGAUUGCGUGGGAGCACCAACUGCAUUCCCAAAUUGAUGACUGUCCGACCCAUUAACAAUGGCUGGACACGUUUGCAUUGCAGCGUGUAAUGUUAAUGGCGAUGGACAGUUUAUUGAAUAUUCUUGUUUACUUAAGUAUUUAUUAUAUAAUUUAAAAUAACACUAGUUUUUAAGACUUGUUAAUAAAUAUUAUAUGGUUUAUGAUCGAAA
Plodia interpunctella (Indianmeal moth) is the source of this 1819-nucleotide messenger RNA. RefSeq names its product trissin (gene Trissin). Lineage: Eukaryota; Metazoa; Arthropoda; Insecta; Lepidoptera; Pyralidae. The transcript has 4 exons. The coding region runs from base 62 to 415 and encodes 117 amino acids. The record is from RefSeq and is a predicted model, not a curated record.